Messenger RNA from Ricinus communis (castor bean), 2844 nucleotides. RefSeq names its product phosphate transporter PHO1 homolog 1. Gene Ontology annotation, molecular function: inositol hexakisphosphate binding. The transcript is spliced from 14 exons. Gene Ontology annotation, cellular component: plasma membrane; cytoplasm; trans-Golgi network. The coding region runs from base 272 to 2632 and encodes 786 amino acids. Gene Ontology annotation, biological process: cellular response to phosphate starvation; phosphate ion transport. NCBI's taxonomy places the organism in Eukaryota, Viridiplantae, Streptophyta, Magnoliopsida, Malpighiales, Euphorbiaceae. The record is from RefSeq and is a predicted model, not a curated record.
AGAGAACAUGUUGGCCAAGGAGUCAUCACCAUUUCGGGUGGCGGUUUGGUCAAUUUCCGGCGAAUCUUUGCCACUAUAACUUUCAAGUGGAAGAGGCAUAAUAUUUAGUAUAUGUGUUAGAAUGAUGCUGUCUUAGCAUACAUCAAUCAUCAUAUUCCUCUUUUCUCACCCUCCAUAAAUAUUGUGAUCUUGGGCUACCAUUGAAACACACUUAGAACACUAGCUAGUCUACACUCCCAAGUUCAUCUUAAUAACAAGAAAAAGAAAAAAGAUGGUGAAGUUUUCGAAGCAAUUUGAAGGCCAGCUUGUUCCUGAAUGGAAAGAGGCUUUUGUUGAUUAUUGGCAACUCAAGAAAGAUCUCAAGAAGUUCCAUUUUCUUAAUAUUAACAGUAAUAACCCUACCAAGCAUCAGAACCAUCAUGCUUCUUUCCUUUCCUCUCUUAAGAAGUACUCUCCAUUUGCUCAUCAACAUAGAGAACAUGGAGCUAUUCAAGUUCACAAGAAACUUGCAUCAUCGGCAAGUAAAGGUGAUAUGUAUGAGACAGAACUUCUUGAGCAGUUUGAGGAUACCGAUGCUGUCAGAGAGUUCUUUGCAUGUUUGGACCUUCAGCUUAACAAAGUGAACCAAUUUUAUAAAACUAAAGAGAAAGAGUUCUUGGAAAGAGGGGAUUCUUUGAAGAAGCAAAUGGACAUUCUCAUUGAGCUCAAAUCUGCAUUCAAGCGACAGCGGGGCAAAGGUUCUUCUGCUCAGGAUUCCAAGGAGGAUACAACUAUAUCAUGCACCAUUUCUUGUGAGCAGGACUCUGUAAGGGACAGAACAGAAGAAGACCAAGUGGUGCAAGACACAAGCACAGAAGACUUGCAGAGAAUUGAAGAGAUGGAUUCUCCAGGAUCAGAAGCGAUUGGAAAAUCACUGAGAAUGAAAAGAGAGGAAAGCAAGCUGAGAUCACUCUCCGGUCGAGUAUUCAACUUCCAAGGGAAGAAUUUGAAGAUAAACAUUCCUUUAACAACACCCUCUCGCACAUUCUCUGCAAUUAGUUAUCUACUUUGGGAAGAUUUAGUUAACCAAUCCUCAAAGAAAUGUAACCCAGAAGAAAGCAGAUUGCAUAUCAACAAAACAAAGUUGCAUCAUGCAGAAAAGAUGAUUAAGGGUGCUAUGGUUGAGCUCUAUAAAGGUCUGGGUUAUCUCAAGACUUAUAGGAACUUGAACCUGCUAGCUUUCAUAAAGAUUCUGAAGAAGUUUGACAAAGUCACAGGAAAACAAGUUCUUCCAAUCUAUUUAAAAGUUGUUGAAAGCUCCUACUUCAACAGCUCAGACAAGGUAAUGAAUUUAUCAGAUGAAGUUGAGGAGCUAUUUGUUAAACAUUUUGCAGAAGAGGACAAAAGAAAAGGAAUGAAAUAUCUUAAACCUCGACAACAUAAAGAAUCACAUAGUGUAACCUUCUCCAUUGGAUUAUUCACUGGAUGCUUCGUUGCUCUUCUUGCUGGAUAUGUUAUAAUGGCUCAUAUUACUGGGAUGUAUAGGCAGCAGCCUGAUACAGUCUACAUGGAAACUGUCUAUCCAGUGCUUAGCAUGUUCAGCCUCAUGUUCCUACACUUCUUUCUGUAUGGUUGCAACAUUUACAUGUGGAGAAAGACUAGGAUUAAUUACAGCUUCAUUUUUGAAUUAGCCCCCAUAAAGGAGCUUAAGUGCAGAGAUGUGUUCUUGAUAUGUACCAUAUCGAUGACUGCUGUAGUAGGAGUCAUGUUUAUUCAUUUGUCACUUCUUACAAAAGGGUAUUCUUAUUCUGAAGUUCAAGCAAUUCCGGGUCUUCUUUUAUUGAUGUUCCUGUCACUGCUAUUGUGCCCCUUCAACAUAUGCUACCGGUCUAGUCGUUACCGUUUCCUCUGUGUGAUUAGGAACAUAAUUUUAUCACCUCUCUAUAAGGUUGUGAUGCUUGACUUCUUCAUGGCUGAUCAACUUUGUAGUCAAGUGCCAAUGCUUAGGAACCUGGAGUAUGUGGCAUGUUACUACAUAACUGGAAGCUUUAAAACCCAGGACUAUGGCUACUGCAUGAGGGCAAAGCAUUACCGUGAUCUUGCUUAUGCAGUGUCCUUCCUGCCCUACUACUGGAGAGCUAUGCAGUGUGCUAGGCGAUGGUUCGACGAAGGACAGACAAGUCACCUUGUCAAUCUAGGCAAGUAUGUAUCAGCAAUGUUAGCAGCAGGAGCCAAAGUAGCCUAUGAGAAAGAAAAGAGUGUUGGAUGGCUAUGUCUUGUUGUGGUUAUGUCAAGUGCUGCAACAAUUUACCAAUUGUAUUGGGACUUUGUAAAGGAUUGGGGUUUGCUUCAAAUCAAUUCCAAGAAUCCUUGGCUAAGAAAUGAAUUAGUGCUUCGUCGAAAGUUCAUUUACUACUUCUCCAUGGGUUUGAACCUUGUCCUGAGGCUUGCUUGGUUACAGACAGUUCUUCACUCAAGUUUUGAACAUGUUGAUUACAGAGUAACUGGGCUAUUUCUAGCUGCCCUUGAAGUGAUUAGAAGAGGGCAUUGGAAUUUCUACAGGUUGGAGAAUGAGCAUCUAAAUAAUGCUGGCAAAUUUAGAGCAGUUAAAACAGUACCACUUCCUUUUCAUGAAGUGGAAGAGGAAGACUGAUGCCCCAUUGGCAGCAGUUGAUUACAGAAUUUGAUUCGCAAACAAUGAUAUUUUUCAACCAAAAUUUCCCAUAGGAACCUUUAGAGUACUUGCACAAGUUGUUGUAACAAUACAUCAUCUUGAUCAUUAUUGUUGUAUCAUGGAUAAUGGGAAAGAAAUGGUUCAUACGUGUAUACAAAAUUUUCUUCAACGAAUAGAAGAUCAUUAGUUGA